Fusarium pseudograminearum CS3096 is the source of this 2739-nucleotide messenger RNA. RefSeq lists its product as uncharacterized. Bases 1 to 2739 code for a protein of 912 amino acids. Lineage: Eukaryota; Fungi; Ascomycota; Sordariomycetes; Hypocreales; Nectriaceae. The record is from RefSeq and is a predicted model, not a curated record. The transcript has 4 exons.
AUGGCAUCUUCGAACUCAAGUCCCGGAAUGGGUCCUUUUCAUCUUCUGUCACCAGAAGUUCGCAGCAUGAUCUUCUCCUACCUAGAUAGGGGUGACAUGACAAGUCUCCGCGCAACAUGUUCAACUCUCGAGCGCGUUGUUCCCUGUAAUAUUGACCGUGCCUUCAUAUCUGCCAACUCUCUCAACAUCCAAGUCUUCCGCGCCAUCGCGGAUAGUGAGUUGCACCGGCACAAAAUUACAGAGAUCAUCUGGGAUGAUGCACGACUGCCAGAAGUACCGGAAUAUAGGGAAGCUACCUCCUCCGAUGACGACAAGGGUAAAUGUUAUAAACAAGACAAAUAUCAUGUCGACUACGGCUACGACUACUGGAAUGAUGAUGACGACGCGUCUCUAUGCAGUAGUAUGCCUGAGUGGUUCACAAGGCGUUGCCUGGAUGGUGGGCCCGAUGGCGAUCAACAGAUCCCUUACAAUAACUCCAUCAUCAACAAAUCAUGGAAAUUCUACGAGGAGCUUAUGAGCGAUCAGCACAAGAACAUACGAUUGAACGCGGAUAUUGAGGCCUUCAAGUAUGGCUUGCAACGAUUCACUCAUCUCAAGCGAGUUACAAUCACACCUUGUACACACGGUCGCCAAAGUCAGCCAUUGUUCAGGACUCCUAUGAUAAGGUCCUUUCCUUUUGACUUUGUUUACCCUUCGCCACGGCCCUGGGCAUACACUGGAUUUGACAUCGAGCAUGUGGAUGCUCCCUGGGCACCCAACAAUGGCCACAGCGUUGAGUACGGAUAUAAGGACUGCCAAUGUCGCUUGCUGGCGUUUACCGCAUUCCACAUUAAAUAUAAAGAUGUGCGGUGCUCAUGUCGUCGUGGGAAAAUGUCAGCAUCCAAACAUGACGAUUACAGAGCUGACUGGCGCGGCUUUUCUCUUGUGACACGAGCCCUAGUGGAAUGCGAACAAGACCACCAUGUCACAGAACUCAUCAUUGCCGGUAGAGAGAUAUGGACAGGAGUGAAUUGUCAUGUUUUCGAUCAGAAGUGCCAAGAGUAUGAUGAUCUGGUCAGCCUGCUUAAGCGACCUGGCUUUCGUCGUUUGGACCUCGACCUGAAUACUUUCAUAAUCCAGCGUGAUGAGGACGGCUGGAAAUCGUACCGAAGUGGUCUCUUGCGCGAAGCCCUGGCGCAAGCAAAGGAUCUACGGCAUAUUUCUCUGCGUACCACAACAGACACAAUUGACGGGAAGUGCUUGUUCAUCGACCCGAAGGAUGAAUUCAAAAAGACAUUCCCUCUGGAAAUGAUCCUCCCUUUCGAUCAGUGGCCCAAUCUCCAACACUUUGGUAUAUCCAACUUGCUCGUCACAAACAGCAAUCUUGUUUCACUUCUGGCGGCCUUGCCGAAAUCUUUGCGAUCUGUUGAACUGAGCAACUUGGGAUUUGCUGGCAUCGGUGGCUGGUGGGAGCUGCUCAACGAGAUGCGUAGCAAGCUAGAUUGGCGCAUGAGACCUGUGCGAGAAAGACCUGUAUUGCACAUGACAGUCGCAGAUUUGUAUUUCGAGGAUUUGGAGAUGGGAUUUUAUGUUCACAUCGAUGAUGCGGUUGCUUCUUUCAUGUAUGGAUUUGGGGGAAAUCCCUUCAGGAAACAACCUGUGGAAAUGGUUGAAGCGCAUGGGGAAUACACAAAUCCUUUAAACCCAGAUGAACUUGAUAAGGCUACUGGUGUUCUCCGUCACAUCAUCAAGCACUUCGAGCCCUUGUCGACUGAGAAGCCGUAUAACCGACCUAGGCUGGUGCGUCUUACAUACGAAUAUGCUCGAUCAGAUCAAUCUAAAUCCAACUUCUUACAUGCAUUCCUCGGUGCAGUGAAUGUCAAGGUGGAUCAAGUUAUUGAUCUUGAUGAUGAAACGGUGGAAGAGGCGAUUCGUUUGGCAUUGAACGCAUUUGCAGAUUUCCUCAUCGACAACUUCUUCCUUCCACUCAAAGCUGCUGGCAGCAAGACGCCCCAACCAUCACCCGCAGCUAGCUCCCGAAUCACGAGCAAACAUCCUAUUAUCGGGUCCAUAGAACGAGUAGCGUCGCUUAGACGUGACUGCCUAGUUCGUGACCAACAUCGCUGUGUAAUAUCUCGCGAUUUCGAUAUGAAAGAAGCUGAGCGCCGUAUUGAAGAGAGCGGAUACGACUAUGCUUCAGACGAUCAAGGACAAUUACUCAAAGAACAGGAACCCGGAUCAUUUGCAGAACUGGAAGUCGCGCAUAUACUUCCUCACUCAUUGAUGACUGCGACAGGAAACUCUGAGCUGAAUAAAAAUAAAUCCAAGGAAACGGCAUUGGCAAUACUUGAUAUGUUUGAUCACGAUAUCGUCCAUCUUAUCCAAGGCCCAGAUAUCGAUCGUUCUCGGAACGCUCUGACUCUGAAAAUUGAUAUACAUCGGCAGUUUGGCAACUUUAAAGUUUUUUUCGAGUCUACGAACCAGCCCAAUAAUUACCGGGUCGAUUCAACCCUCCGUCAGCCAUUUAGGAACCGUAUUUUCCCUAUCAAUCGUACUUUCUUUCUCACUCCCGAACGAACCAUCGACCCCCCGUCCGCUCGGCUUCUCGCUGUUCACCACGCUAUUUGCCAGAUUUUACAUCUAAGUGCCGCUGGAAAUUACAUUGACAGCAUUCUACGCGACUUUGAAGAUGGAGCUGUACAAUCUGACGGCUCUACUCAUUUGGCCAGUCUGCUUCAGCUUCGGCUAGAUUGUUGGUGA